AUGGGCAGCAACGGUGCCUUGCCUCCAACUGCGAUCCCUACUGUGGAUAUAAGCCCGUUUCUGGACGAGAAUGCCUCUGCUGAGGCUAAGGAACAAGUCGUCACGGCUAUGAGCGAUGCAUGCCACACCUUUGGAUUCUUCUACCUUGUCGGCCAUGGCAUCCCCGAGGAAGACCGCCAGUCAAUCCUGAACUGCGCCAGACUAUACUUCUCCCUCCCUAAAGAAGACAAGAUGGAGACGUGGAUCGGAAAGGCCAUGGGCCGGUCGUUCCGAGGAUACGAGCCACCUGCUCUCCAGAUACACCAGGAAGGUCUUUUACCAGAUACAAAAGAGGGGUUUAUCAUCGGUCGCGAGACACCCGCCGAUGCACCCGAGGCGGGCACAUUCCACACGGGACCCAAUCAAUGGCCCAAGGCACUCGCCGACGAAGACUUCCGGAUCCCCGUGAUGAAAUAUCACGCAAAGAUGCUUGAGAUGGUAAAGGUAAUCCUCAAGAUCCUUGCUCGCGGUCUUCCCGAACAUUGGGGCUGUCCGCCCGACGUUUUCGAUGAGUUGACAGUUAACCCGUCGGCUCCGCUGCGUCUUUUGUACUAUGCCCCUCAAGCGGUUAAAAAUGAUAAACAGUUUGGAGUGGGCGACCAUACCGACUUCGGCAAUGUCUCUGUCUUGCUGCAGGAAGAAGGCAGAGAGGGAUUGGAAGUCUUUUACCCACCAACGCAGACUUGGGUUCCCGUUCCAGUGAAGGAACACUCCUACGUGAUCAAUAUGGGUGAUAUGAUGCAGAAAUGGACUGCUGGAUACUACCGGAGUGCACGCCAUCGUGUUGUUAAUCAUAAUACCAAGGCCCGAUACAGCACACCCUUUUUCCUGAACGGAAAUCUGGACCUCAAGUGUCACGCUUUAGAUGGUUCGGGAACUGAGACGGUCAUUGGGGAGCAUAUCCGACAAAGAUUGAUGGAGACUAUUGGGGGCGAAGCAGGCAGGAAACUGGGUCUUUAG
This is a messenger RNA of Aspergillus alliaceus, 999 nucleotides long. Its product is annotated as isopenicillin N synthase family dioxygenase. The coding region runs from base 1 to 999 and encodes 332 amino acids. Gene Ontology annotation, molecular function: dioxygenase activity. Lineage: Eukaryota; Fungi; Ascomycota; Eurotiomycetes; Eurotiales; Aspergillaceae. The transcript is spliced from 3 exons. The record is from RefSeq and is a predicted model, not a curated record.